CUCGAACCAAGCGGUGGCUACCUCACAAACACGUCCGUCGUCACGUCCACAACACCGUUCUUUCUACCACCACCUCUUUAUCUCCAUCUCGCGGGAGAGAUGCGCGACUCCCGCUCCCACGCCGCGAUGGCCUCACGUUACCAUCCAGAAAGACAAACAUUUCUCUCGGCCCCCACGCCUCCAGCAACACCCCCUUCUUCUUCCAAGAUGACUUGUCCAUUCCCGUCCAUCACCUCCACGAAGGGAGAAGUCAAGUCUUAUAUUCGCGCUCUGCUGGCUACGUACCCACCCAACAAUCAAAACCAACGUCAAGGCCACUCAUUCGACAGCUCCGCCGGAAAGGGAAAGGGAAAGGAGAGAGAGAAGCCAGCAGGAGGAUUGAGUACGCUGCCGAGUUUCAGAUCGAUUAGAUCGUUGGCUUUGAUGACUCCCAUCGACGCAGCGACCUGUAAAAUCUGGUUCGAUGGCGCGUAUCUGAGGUUGUUGCUUCAUGUGGGAAGCUUGAGGCGGGAGCUGCGGUUGCUGGGCUUUGAGGACGGGGUUGCGAGCUGGUUGGAUAGGGAGAUGCAGAAUAGAUUCAAGGGCAUGGAACUGAAGGGGCAGGUAAGAUUUAUUCUCUUUGCUAGCUUUGAGAUUGAAGAGGAAGGGAGCGAAGGGUGCUGAUGAUGAACAGGGAAAGUAUUGGGAAAGAAAGAUGGAUCAGCAGCGUGAGGAUGAGAAAGUUGGAUGUUUGCGCUGGCUUUACAUGAUUUUUUAAGAAGAGGAGGAUGGAGGGGAAGCAAGCAAGUAAGAAGAAGAUGUGUUUGAAUAGUAAUUGUAGGAUUGAGAAGGCAGAUACGAAGAACCUAAUUGAUGAAGGGAGGGAGAUAUGAAGGGUUCGAUGAAGUUACUCUCGCAUGGCGUUAAUCAGAGAGAGAAAAGAGGGCGAACUGCAUUACGGACUUCUUGUUCCCCAGAAGAAAUAGAGCAAUAGUUACGAAAUGAGGAUUCUGUCUGAUGUUUAGUUUGAAGCUCCGACAUGGCCCUGGUCGAAUCGCGUUCAAGGCUCCGGCGUGGGAUUCGAUAGCUCAAGAGCUUCAAAAGCAUUUGA
Messenger RNA from Hyaloscypha bicolor E, 1090 nucleotides. RefSeq lists its product as uncharacterized. Bases 100 to 663 code for a protein of 187 amino acids. The record is from RefSeq and is a predicted model, not a curated record. Lineage: Eukaryota; Fungi; Ascomycota; Leotiomycetes; Helotiales; Hyaloscyphaceae. The transcript has a single exon.